CAUGUUAUGACACAUUUCCAGUUUGAUUUUAAGUAUAUCGGGCUAAAUUUUAAAUUACUUAUACUUACCUUAAACAGUUUGAAAAAUGUAGCGAGCUUGGUUUAUUCAUACAAAUAAUAUAUUUCUGUGGGUGUCGCCGCCGCGGGCAUGACGAAGGAGCAGGCGCACGCGCAGGUAGACCCUUCGGACGGACAGAGAAGGGUGUAUGCGAUCUCUCGCUCGCACCACGUGGUGGGGACGGCUGCGGCUGGGCGCGGGCGUAUGCUUGCCGUCUGUGCUACAUUUUAUUUAGUUAUAACCGUUCUCUGGCGCCGAAGCGCUGUCGAUUUGAGCGCAACGUCUGACCACUGUUUAUCAAUAGUGUUUCGAUAAGAAAAGUCAACAGAUGAGUGAAAAGGUGUUUAGGGUUUCGCAAGCUUAUCGGUGCGUUGCGCCAGCCGCCUCUGGCAUGGCUCCGCGCAGAAUGUUUAAGGCUGCAGCUGUGCUGAUAACUCUGGGAUACUGCAGCUUAUUAGUAUACCAAGGCGGCGUUACUUUCAACUUCCAAGAAAGUCGCGCGGGAUCUGUGCAAGUGUCUGAUUUAUCCAUAGAACCUGUCAGGACAACCGUAUAUGACAGUGUACAUAAAAAUAUAACGUUAGAUGACAUUUUUAUAAGUGUGAAGACAUCUAAACAUUAUCAAUAUUCACGGUUGCCGAUUAUAUUGAAGACGUGGUUCCAGUUGGCAAAGGAUCAGACAUGGUUCUUCACAGACACAGAUAACCCGCAACAUCAACGUCAAACAAACGGGCACAUGGUAAACACGAAUUGUUCUGACUCACAUCAGCGAAAACAUCUAUGCUGUAAAACAUCCGUGGAGUACGACCAUUUUCUAGAAAGCGGUAAAAAGUGGUUCUGCCAUUUCGACGAUGACAACUACGUGAACGUGCCUCGUCUGGUCACCGUUUUACAAAAGUACAAUCAUCAAGAAGACUGGUACUUGGGACGGCCAUCUGUCAACAAGCCGCUUCAUAUUUAUAACAAGCCUACUGAAAAGCUGUUGUUUGCAUUCUGGUUCGCCACGGGUGGUGCCGGAUUUUGCAUAAGCAGGAGUUUGGCUUUGAAAAUGUUACCUGUUGCGAGUGGAGGCCGGUUCAUCAGUGUUUGUGAAGGCAUACGGUUACCAGAUGACGUCUCCAUGGGUUUUAUAAUAGAGCAUCUGAUGAAGAAAAAUUUAACUUUAGUACCGGAGUUUCAUUCACAUUUGGAGCAGAUGAAGUUGCUGCCAAUGGAGACAUUCCGCGAUCAAAUCUCUUUUAGUUAUUCGGGGCCAAAGGACAAAAUGAAUGUUAUCAAUGUGCCGGGAUUCGACACGAGAUAUGAUCCGACUAGGUUCCUGUCGUUGCAUUGUUUCCUAUUUCCCCACUUCAAGUUCUGCCCAAGAUAACGUUUGAA
Trichoplusia ni (cabbage looper) is the source of this 1434-nucleotide messenger RNA. It is a transcript of the gene Fng, whose product is annotated as fringe glycosyltransferase. The record is from RefSeq and is a predicted model, not a curated record. NCBI's taxonomy places the organism in Eukaryota, Metazoa, Arthropoda, Insecta, Lepidoptera, Noctuidae. Gene Ontology annotation, molecular function: O-fucosylpeptide 3-beta-N-acetylglucosaminyltransferase activity. Gene Ontology annotation, cellular component: membrane. Gene Ontology annotation, biological process: regulation of Notch signaling pathway.